Molecule: messenger RNA, 1028 nt
Organism: Aspergillus aculeatinus CBS 121060
Lineage: Eukaryota; Fungi; Ascomycota; Eurotiomycetes; Eurotiales; Aspergillaceae
Product: SDR family NAD(P)-dependent oxidoreductase
Exons: 4
Coding region: 20-787 (255 amino acids)
Molecular function (GO): oxidoreductase activity
Source: RefSeq, a predicted model, not a curated record
UAAUCUUCUGAUAGCUCCAAUGACCACCCCAAAAGUAGCCCUCAUAACCGCCGGAUCCCGCGGCGUCGGGGCCGCGGUCGCGCGCGCCCUCGCCCGCGACGCCCACCUCCGCGUGGCGAUCAACUACCACUCCGACCACACGGCCGCAAACGCGCUGGUCGCGGAGCUCACAACCCUCUCGCCAUUACCACAGGACUCCGCCGCGCCGAGCUUCAUCGCGCUGCAGGGCGACAUGGCGCGUCGGGAGGAGAUCACGCGCGUGGUGGCGGAGACGGUGCGCGCCUUCGGGCGGCUGGACGUCGUCGUCUCGAACGCGGGCUGGACCCGGAUGACGGACUUCAUGGAUCUGGAUGCGGCGGACCACGAGGCGGACUGGGAUCGAUGCUUCCAGGUCAAUGUGAAGAGCCAUUUUUGGCUGUUCCAUGCGGCGCGCCCGUAUCUGGAUGCCGUGGGGGGUUGCUUUGUCGCGACCGCGUCGGUGGCCGGGGUGAAGCCCAGUGGGAGUAGUUUGCCUUAUGCCGUGACCAAGGCGGCGUUGAUUCAUCUCGUGCGCAGUCUGGCGGUGAUUGCGGCGCCGAACAUUCGCGUGAAUUCUGUCGCGCCGGGGGUGCUUUUGACGGAUUGGGGCCGUCAGUUUUCGGAGGAGAAGCUUCGGUCGGUUCAGGAGAAGAACGCGCUUAAGCGAUUCGCUACCCCGGAGGACGUGGCAGACCAAGUCCGUUUCUUGGCGAUAAGUCCCUCGAUCACAGGGCAGAACAUUGUGAUAGACGCAGGGUUUUCUCUCUGAGUUCAGGGAAUACACACUACCUAACAUACAGGUUGUAGGGGGGGGGAGCAGCCACUUUGCAUCUCAUGAAGAGACACAUGGUAGCAUGGAAGCUGGUUUUAGCUUUGCACUAGCCAACGUGGCACAAAACAUUGGCUAGGGCGCCAGCUUCUUCCAAUGAACAAGUUUAUGCAAGCAUGGAGUCAUGCUGCAAGGCUGGCGCUUAGACAAUGCCCCCUUUGCCGCAGUGGAUUACAUCAAG